AUGCCACCAACACCAACAAGCCACACAAUCUUCGACACGUGGAACUCCUCCUCAACCGGCCACCAGCGCGCCGAGAACCCUUACUCGAGCAGCACCAGCUGGCGCGAAACCCGGCAAGCAAAGCUUGCGAUUCAGUUUGCCUCGUCGUCGGGAGACUGCGCGGGCGACGGCACUCGCACUACCAAACCCAACAGCGGAGGUCGAAUUGGAAGAGAGGAAGGAGAAUGGCAAUGGCUCUCGGCCGCAGAGGCCACGCGCAACCGGCUCGGAUGCAGGGAUAUCCGGACGAUGAUGGGGGAGAGAAAGAAGCGCAAAUGCAAGAAAGCGAGGACAGAGAGGGACACACUCUGUCACGCGUCUGCCGAGCCCGCAGCCGAACCCGAGAAUAAACCCCACGUCGAGGACAAAGACAAAGACGGGGGAGGAAGGAAGAUCCUCAAAGGAACAAGCAUCUACAUCAAUGGGUCCACAAUGCCCCAUAUCUCAGACCACAGACUUAAAUCUUUACUCGUGCUGCAUGGCGCGGAGAUCGCCAUCUCCCUGUCUAGGAAGACCGUCACGCAUGUUAUUAUUGGCAAGCCGAAUGGAGGGCCUGCUGGCCAUUCUGGAGCGGGGGGAGGACUCGCGGCGGGGAAGUUGCAGAGGGAGAUCUCUAGGGCUGGGUGGAGGGGGGUUAAGGUUGUUGGUGUUCAAUGGGCGCUGGAGAGUAUCAAGGCGGGGAAGAGGCUCUCGGAGGGGCGGUUUGCGAUGAAUCUGGCGCCUGGUGGACAGAGGAGUGUGAUGGGGAUGCUCCGACGGAGACGAGUUUACGGAUUUUUUUUUUUUUGUUUGCAAUGGUUAUACAAUUGCACUACCCACAGUGGAUAUUCGCUGUGGUGCAUGAUGGCGGCGUUUAUACUGUUCAUGCUUUUGGUUCGGCGGUAA
Messenger RNA from Aspergillus fumigatus Af293, 924 nucleotides. RefSeq lists its product as uncharacterized. Lineage: Eukaryota; Fungi; Ascomycota; Eurotiomycetes; Eurotiales; Aspergillaceae. Gene Ontology annotation, molecular function: deoxycytidyl transferase activity; DNA-directed DNA polymerase activity. Gene Ontology annotation, biological process: error-prone translesion synthesis; error-free translesion synthesis. The transcript is spliced from 4 exons. Gene Ontology annotation, cellular component: nucleus. The record is from RefSeq and is a predicted model, not a curated record. Bases 1 to 924 code for a protein of 307 amino acids.